CCAGACUCCAGCCCUGGACCGCGCAUCCCAAGCCCUGCGCCCAGACAGAGUGUCCCUACACCCACCUCUGAGACGCCAUGUUCAACCCGAUGACCCCACCACCAGUCAGUAGCUAUGGCGAGCCCUGCUGUCUCCGGCCCCUCCCCAGUCAGGGGACCUCCAGUAUGGGGAUGGAAGGACUGUCUAGUCUGCCCUUCUGCCACCAGGCCAGCCUCAUGUCUGGCCCCCACGGUUAUGGGCCAGCCCGAGAGACCAACAGCUGCACUGAGGCCCCACUCUUUCCUCCUCCCCGGAAUGCAGUCAAGUUGACUAAGAAGCGGGCACUCUCCAUCUCACCUCUGUCGGAUGCCAGCCUGGACCUGCAGACAGUUAUCCGCACCUCGCCCAGCUCCCUGGUGGCUUUCAUCAACUCACGCUGUGCAUCUCCAGGGGGCUCUUAUGGCCACCUCUCCAUUGGCACCAUGAGCCCCUCUCUGGGAUUCCAACCCCAGAUGAAUCACCAAAAAGGGACCUCGCCUUCCUUCGGGGUCCAGCCCUGUGGUCCCCAUGACCCCACCUGGGUUGGGAUGAUGCCACAUCCUCAUUCCCGGGGACCUCUCCCAACCUGCCAGUUGAAGUCCGAGCUAGACAUGCUGGUUGACAAGUGCCCGGAGGAGCCCUUGGAAGGCGACAUGUCCAGCCCCAACUCCACAGGCACACAGGAUCCCCUGCUGGGGGUGCUGGAUGGGCGGGAGGACCUGGAGAGAGAGGAGAAGCCUGAGCCUGAAUCUGUGUAUGAGACUGACUGCCGCUGGGAUGGCUGCAGCCAGGAAUUUGACUCCCAGGAGCAGCUGGUGCAUCAUAUCAACAGCGAACACAUUCAUGGGGAGCGGAAGGAGUUUGUGUGCCACUGGGGGGGCUGCUCCAGGGAGCUGAGGCCCUUCAAAGCCCAGUAUAUGCUGGUGGUGCACAUGCGCAGGCACACGGGCGAGAAGCCACACAAGUGCACGUUUGAAGGGUGCCGGAAGUCAUACUCACGCCUCGAAAACCUGAAGACACACCUGCGAUCACACACGGGUGAGAAGCCGUACAUGUGUGAGCACGAGGGCUGCAGCAAGGCCUUCAGUAAUGCUAGUGACCGAGCCAAGCACCAGAAUCGGACCCACUCCAAUGAGAAGCCGUAUGUGUGCAAGCUCCCUGGAUGCACCAAACGCUACACAGAUCCCAGCUCGCUCCGAAAACAUGUCAAGACAGUUCAUGGUCCUGACGCCCAUGUGACCAAGCGGCACCGGGGGGAUGGCCCCCUGCCCCGAGCACCAUCCCUUCCCACAGUGGAGCCCAAGCGGGAGCGGGAGGGAGUCCCCAUCAGGGAUGAGAGCAGACUGACUGUGCCAGAGGGGGCCAUGAAACCACAGCCAAGCCCUGGGGCCCAGUCGUCCUGCAGCAGUGACCACUCCCCGGCAGGCAGUGCAGCCAAUACAGACAGCGGCGUGGAAAUGGCAGGCAACGCAGGGGGCAGCACUGAGGAUCUGUCCAGCUUGGAUGAGGGACCUUGUAUUGCUGGCACUGGUCUGUCCACCCUUCGCCGCCUAGAGAAUCUCAGGCUGGACCAGCUGCAUCAGCUCCGACCGAUAGGGCCCCGGGGCCUCAAACUGCCCAGCUUGACCCACACCGGCACCCCUGUGUCCCGCCGUCUCUGCCCCCCAGUUUCUCUUGACCGCCGCAGCAGCAGCUCCAGCAGCAUCAGCUCAGCCUAUACUGUCAGUCGCCGCUCCUCCCUGGCUUCCCCUUUCCCCCCAGGCUCCCCGCCAGAGAACGGGGUAUCCUCCUUGCCUGGCCUUACACCUACCCAGCACUACCUGCUCCGUGCAAAAUAUGCUUCGGCCAGGGGAGGCAGCACUCCACCCACUGCAGCACCCAGCCUGGAUCGGAUCGGGGGUCUUCCUGCACCUCCUUGGAGAAGCCGAGCUGAGUAUCCAGGAUACAACCCUAGUGCAGGGGUCACCCGGAGGGCCAGCGACCCAGCCCGGGCUGCUGAACACCCUGUUCCAGUCAGAGUCCAACGGUUCAAGAGCCUGGGCUGUGUCCACACACCCCCAACAGUGGCAGGGGGAGGACGGAACUUUGAUCCCCACCUCUCGACUUCUGUCUACUCACCGCAGCCCCCCAGCAUCACUGAGAAUGUCACCAUGGAUGCCAGAGGGCUACGAGAGGAGCCAGAGGUUGGGCCCUCCAUGAUGGGCAGUGGUCUGAACCCCUACAUGGACUUCCCACCUGCGGAUACUCUGGGAUAUGGAGGGCCUGAGGGGGCAGCGGCUGAGCCUUACGGAGCAAGGGGCCCAGGCUCUCUGCCUCUUGGACCUGGUCCACCCACCAACUAUGACCCCAACCUGUGCCCCCAACAGGUCUCCUAUCCUGGGAUGGGGACCCCAGAAACAUGGGGUGAGUUCCCCUCCCACUGUGGGUUAUACCCAGGCCCCAAGGCUCCAGGUGAGACCUACAGCCAGUGUCCUCGACUUGAACAUUAUGGACAAGUACAGGUCAAGCCGGAACAGGGGUGCCCAGUAGGUUCUGACGCCACAGGAAUGGCACCCUGCCUCAAUGCCCACCCCAAUGAGGGGCCCCCACGCCCACAGCCCCUGUUCUCUCACUAUUCUCAGCCAACCCCUCCCCAGUAUCCCCAGCCAGGCCCCUAUGCCCAGCCACCUCCUGAUUAUCCUUCUUCAGAACCCAGGCCUGGCCUGGAUUUUGAUUCCCCACCUCACGCCACAGGACAGCUCAAGGCUCAGCUUGUGUGUAAUUAUGUUCAGUCUCAACAGGAGCUACUGUGGGAGAAUGAGGGCAGAGGAGAGCCCCCAGGCCAGGAACCUUCCUACCAGAGCCACAAGUUUCUGGGGGGUUCCCACAUUAGCCCAAGCCCUGCCAAGGCCCCAAUGGGCACAUAUGGACCUGGCUUUGCACCCAACUUGUCCCAUCACAAGUCAGGCUCCUAUAUCACCCCUUCAUCAUCAGGCCAUGAAAAUUUUGUGGUGGGGGCAAACAGGGCUCCCCAUCGGGCAGCAGCACCACCCCGAUUUCUGCCCCCAUUGCCCACUUGCUAUGGGCCCCUCAAGGCAGGGGGCUCCAACUCCAGCUGUGGCCACCCUGAGAUGGGCAGGUUGGGAGGGGGUCCUGCCUUGUACCCACCUCCAGAAGGGCAGGCAUGUAACCCUCUGGAUUCUCUUGACCUUGACAACACUCAGCUGGACUUUGUGGCUAUUCUAGAUGAGGCCCAGGGGCUGAGUUCUUCCCCUCCCCAUGAGCAUGGGGGCAGUCCUGAACAUACCCCACCUCCCUCUGGACCCCCCAACAUGGCUGUAGGAAACAUGAGUGUCUUACUGGGAUCCCUGCCUGGAGAGACACAAUUCCUCAACUCUAGUGCCUAAACAGUGGGGUGAUACAUCCAUCACGGAACUCAUUUCCUAAAGAGUUUCUAUCCCCCACCCCCCAGAGAAGUUGGGGAGGAGCUUGUGGCCAUCUCCAUAGCUCCCUACAUAGAAAUCCCAAGGAUGCAAGGCACGGAUCGGGGGCUGUAUAUAGUCUAUAUGUUUUGGGAAGGAAUUUGAUAAUGACACUGUUUCCUGAUA
Choloepus didactylus (southern two-toed sloth) is the source of this 3605-nucleotide messenger RNA. RefSeq names its product GLI family zinc finger 1 (gene GLI1). The record is from RefSeq and is a predicted model, not a curated record. Gene Ontology annotation, molecular function: DNA-binding transcription factor activity, RNA polymerase II-specific; RNA polymerase II cis-regulatory region sequence-specific DNA binding. Gene Ontology annotation, biological process: regulation of transcription by RNA polymerase II; smoothened signaling pathway. Gene Ontology annotation, cellular component: nucleus. Bases 78 to 3404 code for a protein of 1108 amino acids. The transcript is spliced from 12 exons. Lineage: Eukaryota; Metazoa; Chordata; Mammalia; Pilosa; Megalonychidae.